AUGGCGUGUAUGCCAAACAUGGCGACGAAUGGCGCCCGGACUGCGCGCGCCCGGAUCGUGCACGGGGCACAGAUCCAGCCAGCGCCGUUGGCGGGCCCCGCGAUGCCCGCGGCGUUACCUUCUCGCCAGGUUCCAUUGGGGAGGGUGCCAGCCACUUACGGGCACAUGUCGUUGCUGAACGCGCACAGGGCAGGUGCUUUUCCGACCAAUCAAGCGGCGGCCAGCGACGAGGCUGGCGCAUCCAAUCUGGCCAACUCGCUGGUCUUGAUGCGCGAGGGUGGCAGCGCCCUGACGGUUCAUUUGAAGGAAGAGGCUUUUUUAGACGGAGAGAUUUCGAAAGAUGAGCCCGAGGAAAAGUCGGCGAUGAUGGAAUUCGUGGAAUCCAAGUGGUUCAGCAAUCUUGUGUUUGUCGCGAUUAUCCUCAAUACUGUAGUAAUUGCAUGCGAGGCCGAUGCGUCAAAGCCAUCUUGGAUGCCAGGGUUUCAGCUUAUGAACUCUGUUUUCGGUCUUUUCUUUUUGGUGGAGAUUUCUCUCCGGCUGUCUGCAUACGGUUGCGCUUUCUUCACCAACGAGGAUAAGGGUUGGAACAUUUUUGAUUUUGUCAUAGUGUGUUUGGGUCUCUGUUUCUUACCAAUCAUGAUUAUCUCUCACUUCAGCACGGCAUUCAGUGCAGGUGCGCACGCCGAUCGUAUCAACGUGGCCUCUCAGAUUGGGCGAGUCUCCCGGUUGACCAGGCUGCUGCGCACCGCCAGGCUUUUGCGCAGCGACAGGGCGAAGUUUGUGGUCGAUGGCAUGCGGAAUUCGAUAGAGCCCACAUAUUGGGCGACGGUGAUCUUUUUCGUGGUCACCUUCAUGUACGCGGUGGUGAUCGUCAACGUCGUCAAGAACUUCCCGCGGCAUUCCGAGGAGGAAGACGAGGAUGGCAACUCAGUGUCCGACGUCGUCUUCGAGAAGUUCGGCAACAUUCCGGCAGCAUUGCAGACCCUUUUCACCUGGUUGACGUUCGACGAUUGGGGAGGGGUCGCACGGACCAUCAAUUCGGUCUUUUGGUGGAUGGAGUUCGUCUGGAUCUCUUUCAUGAUGUUGUCGGCGUAUACGUUCCUCUCCCUGAUUACGGGCAUCAUGGCAGACCAGCUGAACGAGGCAAGGCUGGAGGCCGAAGAGGGGAGCACGGAUCAGUUGGUGCAGGACCUUGCGAAGACGCUCGAGAGGCAGUUCGAAGAGGCCGACAAGACGAAUGACGAUUUGGUGGAUCUGGAGGAGUUCAAAGCCCACAUCAGCGCCUCCCAAGUGCAGGAAAAACUCGACAAGAAGGAUGUGCAGGUGACUGAGGUCGAGAUGGUUCAGCUGUUCAACGCUCUUGAUGCCAAUGGAAGCGGGAAACUAUCGCGACGUGAAUUCGUCACAGGGUUCACCCGGGUUUUAUCUGAGCAUACAAGCCAGGACAUCAUGGUUUUGGAGGGCAAUUUGAACAGACUCGAGGGGCUGAUCAAGCGCGAACACGGCCAGCAAGGAUUUGAGCCCUUGAUGGAGCAAGUCUCGCGCUUGGGGCAGCGGGCGGAGAUGGUCAAGACACGGAUGGUCCUCCUCGAGCAGGAGGUGGCUCUGCUGUUCAAGAUGGCCGAGUACAACGCGCUCUGA
Molecule: messenger RNA, 1641 nt
Organism: Prorocentrum cordatum
Lineage: Eukaryota; Dinophyceae; Prorocentrales; Prorocentraceae
Source: the annotation of a GenBank genome assembly